Centruroides sculpturatus (bark scorpion) is the source of this 4108-nucleotide messenger RNA. Its product is annotated as protein tiptop-like. Gene Ontology annotation, biological process: regulation of transcription by RNA polymerase II. NCBI's taxonomy places the organism in Eukaryota, Metazoa, Arthropoda, Arachnida, Scorpiones, Buthidae. Bases 382 to 3006 code for a protein of 874 amino acids. Gene Ontology annotation, cellular component: nucleus. Gene Ontology annotation, molecular function: DNA-binding transcription factor activity, RNA polymerase II-specific; DNA binding. The transcript is spliced from 2 exons. The record is from RefSeq and is a predicted model, not a curated record.
AUAAUGUUACGUCAUUGUUUUUACACACGGAAGGUGAGAAAAUUACAUAGAAGACGACGAUCCCCGCGCGACGAGCGGUUUACGUACGGAGGAAGUGAAGAUUCGGACCCUGUUUACGUAGAGGAGAUUUAAAAUUUGCUUUUGUCUUGUUGCAAUAGAAAACGACAGAUGGCGAAAGUUUACCACGGGCCGUCCGUCGGCGCUCCCAUCAUGCUCUGGGGUACUCCUGUCUAUCUUCCUGACGUCAUAAGCCAUACUGGCAGUUUAGUGAAUGGAAGGCUAGUCGUGGGGAGGACGUUGAGUUGUGUCCACAUUUGGUGUGCUAUUUACUCUAUCCCAUCUUCUGUUGUCGUCCGGUCUUGGGACUAAGGUGGCGACAGCAUGCCAAGGCGCAAGCAAGACAGACCACAACGGAUGAAAUGGGAUGAAUGUGAGCAAGAGAAACAAAGCUUGACGUCAACAGAAGUUGCACCUCAAAUCGACGACUCGGAAGCGCGAACCGACACCUCGUCACCCAACACUCCACAGACGACAACAGAAGAGACUUGUCCAACUCAAGAGAAAGCAACUCUGGAAUUAAUGAACUAUUCUCCAGUUAGUUCACUUUCUUUGGAGUCACCAUCUCCCCCAAUUACGUCGAAAAUCCGUUCGGUCAAGGAAGAUUCACCCGGUGAUGUAGCGGUGAACCUUACAGAUACGCCUCUCGAUUUUAGCAUCAAGAAAAAUGCCUGUAAGCAUAAGGAAUCUCUCCAAAAUGGUGUCAUUAUUACGGAAGAUGGACCUCUGGAUUUAUCUAUCCCCAGGAGGAGAAAGGAAACAGAACUCGGGGCAAUUUCUGCUAAGAUAUCUAAACUGGAGCAUCCACCCAAGAGUCCGUGGGGAUAUUGUGCACCCAGGACACUUACACCGCCUACUGGCUCGAGCAAAACACGCUCGGAAGAGUGGAACGGGCGUGUCAAAACUAGACAAGAUUCCAAAGAGCAUCAUAAGAAGAAUUGGUUAGAUAAAAAUGGCAAGGGGUUACUUGCAAAAAAUGAUUCUCAUUCAAAAUCAUUUCGACAGAAUCCGUGGCAAUCACAAUGGAUCAGUCGGAGCAGCGAUCAAACUAAAGACGUUUUUACGUGUGUAUGGUGUAAAGAGUCUUUCAAAAGUUUAUCCGAAAUGACAAUUCAUAUGAAACAAUCGUCACGUUGCGGUGUUGCCGGAAUGCAAACUCCACCUUCGACAUCGCAAGCACCUCCCCCUAAUACAGCACCUUCUACCGUAACCACAACUUCUUCGUCAGAUUCUAUAGUAAAAGAAACGGUAUCAUUACCCAGGAAAUUAGUUCGUGGUCAGGAUGUCUGGUUAGGUAAAGGGGCGGAGCAGACUCGUCAAAUUCUUAAGUGCAUGUGGUGUGGACAAUCCUUCAAGUCAUUGGCGGAUAUGACGACACACAUGAGAGUGACACAACACUACACUAACAUUAUUAGCCAGGAGCAAAUAAUUUCUUGGAGGACUCCCGAAGACAAAAUGGCAUCUCAAUCUCAUGUAAAUGCGGUUUUGACGUGCAAAGUAUGUGAUCAAGCCUUCGGUAGUCUAAAAGAACUAAGUUAUCACAUGGUAAAGAAUUCGCAUUAUAAAGAGCAUAUUCUUCGUUCCAUCACAGACGGUGGCGGGCGAAGGAGACAAAGUCGAGAAAGGAGGAAAAAAUCUUUACCGGUUAGGAAACUCUUGGAGUUAGAAAGGCUAGAAAUUUCACGUCAGAAUCAAGGAAACACUUCGGGAAGCGAACUUGCACUUAAAAAUGAAGUAGUAGAUGGAAAAAUAACUUGUGAAGAAUGCACGGAACGUGUUGAUGCCAAAGACUUUGUACAGCAUAUUAAGAGAUGUGGUCAGGGUAGUGUGAAAACUCAACAAGAUUCCGUAGCGGAGAAUCAAGUGACAGAAACUUCGGACGGUCCUUCGGAAUCGCCAAAGACUAACAGCCCUCCAAUCGAUGGUGCUACUUCGGAAUCUCCGGGCAUAGACGCUGCUGGUGGAGGGAAGUGUCAAGAAGAACCGAAGGAACAAAACGACAGCACCUCCGUGUUAAAUGCAAUAGAGAGACUAAUAGAAAAGAGCUUUGAACCAAAAGGUAGGAGGGUGAGUGCUUCCACGGGUAUUCUACAAAGAUUGGGAAUCGACGAAGAACUUUGCCCUCCUUGGCAACCCUCCAUGUCCCCUAAUGUAUUUUACAAAUCAUCGGACGUAAUUGCCAAAUCUCCAUCUGGUGGAAAUUUGACACCAGCAACUAGUUACGAAGAGCAACCGUUAUAUUCGAACUUAAGUCCACGUUCUAGUUCUUCUAGUGGAGUAGAUCAGGCGCCUGGUUCUUUCCGCGAUAUGUUGAGUCGAACUUCUUCGCCUGCACUCAACGCUUGCAACUCGGACACGGAAACCGAAUGUAUCGAGCAGCAGAACGUCGAAGCGAGUGGCGAACAUUCCGUGGGGAGCACAUCCGAUAUCCCGGUAAUGGAGAGAAACGGCACAGAUUCCCGAACCCCACCAAUGGACGAAAAUAGCCGGGUGAGUACUAGCAAUAAAAUGCCUUCCUCUUCUCCAAAUGAGAACAAAGACGAAACGGAAAAACGGUCGAACAUGUCGGUCGACCACCCUCUUAAAGAAUUGCAGAAAUUACUGGACAAGACAGACACCCAUAUGUCGAGAUCCAACAUACCACCCGCACCGCCGGGUUCCAUAUUAGCCUUUAGUUGGGCCUGUACCGAAUCCAAUAGCAAUGAUUCACUGUUGAAGUGUGCCUUUUGCGAUACCCAUUUCGUCUCCAAAGGAGCCUACAGGCAUCAUCUAAGUAAAACUCACUUUAUCAAAGACAAUAAUACACCUGAUCCGAAUUGGACAGGUUCGAAAUCUGAAGAAACAAACAACACGGUGCCAAAAGACUCUCCUUCGUCGGAAGAGAGUCCUCAUUCCAAGUUUCUCAAAUAUACAGAACUUGCGAAGCAGCUAUCUAGUAAAUACGUUUAAAAAAAUGUGAAAAUUGAAGCAAUGGUGCGUCUCCCCGAGAACCUAAUUAGCAACUCACACGCACAUCUGUAUAGUCCUACGCACAGAAAGAUAUAAUAAUCCUAACUGAUGGAUAACUGUGCAUAAUACAUAUCAGUAGGCAGCGGUUGACUGUCUAGCAUGUUUCAAAAUUCCAAAAUCUUUCGGUGAUUACUUUUCCCGACAUAUCUCAGGCAAUUUUUGUGGCGUCGAAGCAAUUUUUUUUGUGUCUUUGUAUGUGUAUCAGUGUAUAUGUGUACGUGUACACAGUGACCAUUCUGUACAUAUCUAUGCAUCGGAACUUCUCAGAAGUCUUCGAUAUAUUUAAAAAAUAAAAAAAUAAAACAAAAAAUAUAUUUCAAGCAGAACUUUUUCCAUUUCCCGUUUCUUCUUCUAUUUCCAAAGAGGAAUUUUUCAUCUGUGCAUAAAUUAAGAUUUCGAUGUGUCCAAUGCUUUCCAAAGUGCUUCCAUCUGCCAUCUUGUACAUAACGCCAUUUAAUGUUAUAUAAAUGUACAUCUUUAUAUUGUUAUUAUUUAUUAUUCACAAGAUCUAUAAGAUAUGGAUCUUUCGUAUAAAAGAUUCAUUAAAAAAGAAUGCUGUUUUUUCUCCUCCCUGGUCUCCGAGUCUUUUUCUUAGUGUUACAUAUAUACUUUCCGAGUCAAACGCGCCAAUAUAACUUAAAUUUAUCUCCAACUACACAUUCGAGUGAACAUUUCACUCGGUUAGAGAGAAAAGAUUUCCAACAUAAAACAUUGUUUCUUCAAAUCACGAUCCGAAGGCCGUUCGAGAUUGAUUCUCUGACAAAAAUUGCCCCUCGUUUCAAAACAUGACGCCACGUACAAAAGUAACUUGAUCGGGUAACUCUUUAAAUGUUCAACAAUGAAUUCUCUACUUUUUAAUUUUAAAUAAUAUUACCGAUCGAUAGACAAAUGCCUUUAAUUGAACAUGGCAUCCCAACCAAAUUCUUAGUGUCAAAGAUUUUCCGACUUCGUUUAUAAUAAUCUUAAUCGUGGGCGUACUGUACAGCUAAAUUAUAUCUCACGAUUCGUGGCACAAAAAUUCAUUAGCUCAGUAAAUCUAUAA